GCUUCUGUAAGUUGCUUCUAACAAACAAACAAAAAAAGCUUGACAUGUCCUUACUCAUUCAUUUCAAAGGCAGUGGUCAUGUCUUCAGUUAAUCACCCAGAAGACAUUCAACAUAUUUAUGAUAUUGUGUCAGAUAAUGUGAAUAAGAUACCAAAUAAAACACGAGAAGAGAAAAACAGACUGGUUUCUAAAAUCAUACUAAGGCUGAGAGAAGGCGUUUUCAAGAGUCACGUUAUUGUUGGAUUCCCCAAGACCAUUAAUGCUCUUCAAACAUUAUCCAAGGUUACUCCUGAAGAGAUAAAAGUCUUAUUACCAAACAAACCAUUAAGAAAAGAAGAGACUUGGUCGGAUGUCCAGAAUGAGAGACAGAGAGGAAAAGCAUUAUUUGAUAAAAUCUAUGAUAAACACACAGACAAGGUGUACAAUAACAUGUAUAAUGCUUAUCCAGAUCUAGCACAAACAGCCCUCCAUCACUUGUAUGGUCCAACGCUUGCUGAAUCAUCCGUACUGAAUGCAAAAGAGACAAGCUUGGUUGUUGUAUCAAGUCUGAUGGUUCAAAAUGUGCCCUUACAACUAAAAGGCCAUCUUUAUGGUGCAUCGCAUAAUGGAGCUACACAAGCAGAGAUUGAUGGUGUCAAAGACUUGGUUUCUAAGCUAGCAGAUUAUUAUAAAGUGCAUGUUUCUAGAUUAUAA
Molecule: messenger RNA, 693 nt
Organism: Rhizopus microsporus ATCC 52813
Lineage: Eukaryota; Fungi; Mucoromycota; Mucoromycetes; Mucorales; Rhizopodaceae
Exons: 3
Coding region: 79-693 (204 amino acids)
Source: RefSeq, a predicted model, not a curated record